Pogoniulus pusillus (Red-fronted tinkerbird) is the source of this 1557-nucleotide messenger RNA. RefSeq names its product cilia and flagella associated protein 418 (gene CFAP418). Gene Ontology annotation, cellular component: cytosol. The record is from RefSeq and is a predicted model, not a curated record. NCBI's taxonomy places the organism in Eukaryota, Metazoa, Chordata, Aves, Piciformes, Lybiidae. The transcript is spliced from 6 exons. The coding region runs from base 119 to 736 and encodes 205 amino acids.
CAGGCCCUGCCUUGUACGCCCUCCACAAGCGCCCCCGGCACCCCGCAGGGAGCGGAAACUCCGCCCCGGCCGGCGUGGGCGGUGCAGGGCCGCCCUGGCAACGGCUGGCGGCGGCAAGAUGGCGGACGACCUGGACCGGUUACUGGAUGAAGUGGAGCGGCGGCUCUGCCGCCUGCCGGACCGGGGAGCGACGGGGAGCCGCCGGCUCGGCGACGGCGAGGCUGAAGGGGCGAAGGAGGGCAGAUCACCUAAACUGUUAAUGAGAGCUGGCAGCAGUGAAGAAGAUCUAGAUGACAUUAUUGCUGAAAUCUGUAAUGACAGCAGCCUUAUCAAAACACCUCUGAAGUUGAAGUCUAACUCCACAGGUCUCACAGCUGAGAGCUCUGGUGCUGUUCUACAGGCUCCCAAGAAAAGAUGCUGUCCAGUGUACCUGGGUGGAAGUGCUUCACCAUCUGGCAUAGGAACAAAUAUUUCAAAAAGAACUUGUGACCAGCUACGUUGUACUGCUUGUGACUUCCGUGUGUUGCUCUUCAAUGACUACGUCUGGGAUCAGUCCUGCGAUUAUCUUUUCUUCAGGAACAACAUGCCUGAGCUCGGGAAGCUAAGAGCCAAGAUGAUAAAGAAGAAAGGAGCACGAGCUUAUGCUUGUCAGUGCAGCUGGAGAUCCAUUGAUGAACUGACUGACCUCCAGGCACAGCAGCAGCUUCGGUGGGUUUGUGGCAAACAUGCAGAAUGAAGUCCUCUUGUCUGUGCUACCUGCUUGUGUGGAAAACAGGUCAUCAUCUCCAGCUGCUUCCCACAGAGUUUUCUGAGAAGAGAUGGAAACCUGCAUACUUAGAUCCAGAAAUGAAUUCUAACACCCAGACCUCAGCUCCAGCACCUUUUGUAAAUAGUUGAACUGCCUUGCAAGCUGUGUGGGGAGAUGCAUUCUUCAAAGAAAUGACAGAUGUGGAGGGUUUCUGGAAAAUAAAUGAAGCUAAAGCUUGUAGUCAGCAGUGUUAAAGAAAAGGAGGAAAUAAACAUAUUUAGACAUAGGCCAAAGCACCUUGAGGCUGUUCCUCAUAGCCAGUAGGGCCUCAUUUCCUGUGUCUGCAGAAUCUGGGACUCAGAAUGCUGGGUUUACACUCAGCCCUGGUUCACCAGCAUGGAACUUAACACUGCUGGUCUGCUUUGCUCAUAGCUAUUCUUGAGCUAGUGGCUGUAGAUCUCUUAACGUCUACUACAAGAUGAGUUCUCACCUCAAAGGCUUGAGCACACCCCAAAGCUUUACUUUCUUUUGCCUGCCAGCUACAAAACAAAAACUUCAGGUGCUGGAAAUGUCUUUCCAGUUCCUACUGCUUUCUUCAGAGCACUUUCUGCUGACUAAAGACUUUUAGCACCGCUAAUUUCUUGGACUUCCCUUCAUCCCUCACUGAAGAGGUGCACAAGUCAUGGUGCAGUGAUGAAAUAGUGCACGACUGUAAAGAGAUUCUGAAGGCUAUGUGCUGGCUAACAACUUUUUGAAGGGCAAAAAGGCUCAGGAUUUGAAGUGUGAGGAAAUAAAUAUCCCCACUGACA